Molecule: messenger RNA, 1381 nt
Organism: Lycium ferocissimum
Lineage: Eukaryota; Viridiplantae; Streptophyta; Magnoliopsida; Solanales; Solanaceae
Exons: 4
Coding region: 120-1196 (358 amino acids)
Biological process (GO): regulation of cell cycle
Cellular component (GO): nucleus
Source: RefSeq, a predicted model, not a curated record
CAAUUGGACUAGAACCUAACAUAAACGAGGCCGUUUCCGGAUUCAUACUUCAUAAACCCAACCCUGUUCUUGUUUCCACUAUUCUGUAAGUGUUUGAGGGUUUUAGGAGAGGAAAAAAAAUGGGAAAAGCAGCAAAGGAGCAAUUGAAUAGAGCUCUCAAUGAGCAUCUAAACACAAUUCAUGAAACUCUUCAGGUGUUGAAUCAGACACCAUCUUCAUCUCUUGAAAAAGUGAGGUGGCAAGAGGUUAUUCAAAUGGGUGAACAGCUUUAUAAACAAGCCACUAUGGUUGGAAUGCUUUGGACUGGAGAAACUCCAGAGGUUAAAGCACUCGAGGAGAACAUGGCUUCAUAUUUUAAUACACUGCAAGGGCUCCUUUUGCUCUCCCACUCUAGUACAGUUGGCGCGGGACCUACCCUUUCUUCUUGCAUUCAUGCGUCCAUUAAACAAGUUGUUGAUAGCAGUUUCAUGUUGAUGAAAGAGUCCGUGUCUUCAUAUGGAUCUGAUAACAAAAAACAGAAAUUAUCAAUCCCACAGUUGGUGGGCACUGUCUGGGAAGCUUGUUCUGCUCUUAAGAAGACUCCAGCCACAAAUAUUACAGCUAUAGGUCGAGCAAUGACACAACUUGCUGUUUCCAUGAAGGAUGUACUUCGUGAAAUGAAUGAACUGAAGCCAGCAGAUGAAUCUUCUGUUCAAGAUUCCGCCGAAGGAGAAAGCAAAUCCCAGUAUAGCGAUGAUUCAUUUGCAGGUGAUCUAGGCAAUGAUCUUUCUCCGGAGGAGAUGAAGAUUGCUCGGUUAACUAUUGAUGUUGUGUCUGCAACACUUGUGGUCAUGAAAGAACUAAUUCGCUCCAUUACAAGCUUGCUUAAGCAGGAAAGUUCUGUGGUUACGGCUACUUUUGUUCCCUCUCUAGAGAGACUAUUAAAACUUUCUCAAGAAAUCGGGCUGCAAAUUGACGAACUCGGAGCUUCUCUUUAUCCUCCACAAGAAAUUUCUGCAUUGAAGGCUGCUAUGGAGAAGAUAUCAUCCACUACUGAUGAAAUACAGGUGGAGCUGGAAAAACUUAAAGGGUGUUCUGAAGAUUUUGUUAAAGUGUGCAAUGGUUUGCGGAGUUCAUUGAAACAACUGGAAGCUGAAUUAGAUCAAUCAGAUGCAACUGAUAUUACGCCCAAGAUAGAAAACCUCGUUAUCGAGUAAUUUUAGUAAAGGAGAAAGGGAAAGGGGAGGAGAAAUAGAAAUGCUUCUGAAUGAACUUCUUAGUUUUGUAGCCAUGAGCAUUGAGUAAAAGUUCUUACAUAUAUUUGGAUGUGUUUUUGGGUUUUUGUGACCUUAUGCCAUUAAAUGAAUAUAGAGUUAUCAAGCCAACUGCUUGUUUAAUUCUA